AUGGGGUGUGUCAGAGACGAUGAAGAGGAGGAAUACAGGAGCCUGGUGAGGAACUUUGUUGUUUGGUGCCACACAAACAACCUGCAGCUGGUCAUCGGCUUUGGGAAGGACAGACCCAGACCUAGACCAGUUCUGUUAAGAGUCAGGGAGGUGGAGGUCAUGGAGACCUAUAAAUAUAUUGGGCUGUGGCUGGACAACAAGCUGGGCUGGACAAGAAAAACAAAGCAGCUGUACAAGAUGGCUCAGAGCAGGAUAGGCCUGCAGGAUCCACAAAUCAUCUCUAUGAAUUCCUCAUCUUAUGGCCUUAACAUGUCAAGUAGUCUAAGACGAGAUUCUUACAGCACAGCUGUGGCCAAAAAUGUGAUUGUUCUGUCUCUUGGCCUCACUAUCAACUAUAUCAAUGGUACCCUAAUUCACACCUUAAGAAAACACCAGAUAUUUUUCUUGAAUCCCCGUUACGUCCUUUUCAUCCACCUGGUUGUGAACGAUAUGAUCCAUCUUACUACAACAAUAACUCUGUUUCUUUCAAGUUAUAUUUUUCACAAACUUAAUGCUUCCCUUUGUCUCAUCAUCAUUACGUUUGCUGUGUUCACCACCCUCAAUACUCCAUUAAAUUUAGCUGUUAUGGCCGUUGAGUGCUAUAUCGCCAUUUGUCAUCCACUUCGACACACUGAGUUGUGCACGAUCAAAAGAACAUACAUUCUGAUUGGUUGGAUUUGGGCCUUGAGUGCAGUCUCAAUCCUGCCUGAUGUGUUUAUUCUUAUUGCAACAGAGCCUGCACAGUUAUUUCAUUCUGCCAUUUUUUGUGCCAAGGAUGACCUGUUCCGACACCCUAUACACUUGAAAAAGAGGGAUGUCUCCUACAUUGUUUAUUUCAUCGUUGUUGGACUCACUCUCCUCUACACUUACAUCAACAUAUUCUUUGCUGCUAAAGAAGCUAAAGUUGCUAAAUCAGCAGAUGGAGACACAAAGAAGGCUAGGAAUACAAUCCUGCUCCAUGGCUUUCAGUUAUUGUUGUGUAUGUUAACCUAUAUAGCCCCUGAGUUACGAAGCAUGAUGUUUUACUGGUUUCCUAAACAUUAUUUACAUGCAAUCUUUGUCAACUACAUCAUCAUCCAGAUAUUUCCCAGGUUUGUCAGUCCCCUUGUGUACGGGCUUCGAGACAAGACACUUAGACAGCAUUUGAAAAAGUACCUGCUGUGUACAGUGAGAUUGUACACCAUCGUGUUGCUGUACUACAACGUGGGAUCUCAAUGA
Molecule: messenger RNA, 1257 nt
Organism: Acanthopagrus latus (yellowfin seabream)
Lineage: Eukaryota; Metazoa; Chordata; Actinopteri; Spariformes; Sparidae
Product: odorant receptor 131-2-like
Exons: 4
Coding region: 1-1257 (418 amino acids)
Biological process (GO): G protein-coupled receptor signaling pathway
Cellular component (GO): membrane
Molecular function (GO): G protein-coupled receptor activity
Source: RefSeq, a predicted model, not a curated record